AUGGCCAUGCUAGCGUUACCUGGUACUGCAGGCUUGACAGCUAAUCAAGAUGAACAGUGUCUCGUGGAUGCACUUCCAUAUCUCGAUACGGAGUACAAUGAUGCUGACCGUCAAACGGCCCUGAGAUUGAUCGAUCAGGAAUGCAAGAUUUUCCGCCCGACCAAGAACUACUUGAAGCACUUACCUGUGCCAGAUUUUGAUGUAUUCCUUACCCCAUGUAUGCUCAAAGAGCAGGCGAGGAUGUCUAAGAAACAGGAGAUGCCAAAGCUGGACAUGAGUCGAUGUGAACUACCAUGUCCAUCGGGUACAUCACGAGCUGGUGAUAAAGUACAAGUGGAGGAAGGCGAUAAAAAACGCAAAAGCACAGAAUGA
This is a messenger RNA of Cooperia oncophora, 372 nucleotides long. Lineage: Eukaryota; Metazoa; Nematoda; Chromadorea; Rhabditida; Trichostrongylidae. The record is from the annotation of a GenBank genome assembly.